GCUCCUUCAUUUUUUUCUAAUUUUUUUACGUCAUAUGACUUAACUUACUUCAUGCCUUUUUCCCCGAAUUUCCCCCAACCCCCCCAAAAAAAAAAUCCAAUCUAAUCAACAACCUUAAAGACCCCAAACAACCUGCAUUACACUUUCUAACAAUCGCCUCCCUAACCCUAAAAUUCUCCCCUUGUUUCUUUUAUUUUCUUUCUCACUUGUAGAACAACAAAAAAAUAGUAAAAGAAACCCCCGAAAGCCCCAAAUUACUCUCAAUUCUUCAUGGAUUCGACCCCUGAUUUCCCUUUUGGUUUCUCCCGGUUUUUAUUCGGAUGACAGAAUCUUCAUAAUUUACAUAAAUAAGAAGGUACUAUUAUUUUUCAAAAAUAGAAACCCUAAAUUUUUAUUUAUUUAUUGUUGUGAUGGAGUCGAAUCCAAUCGUUAUCGAUAUAAGCUCCGACGACGAUGAGGCGACGUCGACUUGGAAGGAGCCGAAAGGAGACGACUACGAUUGGUUAUCGGAAGUUCUAAAAGCAGUUGAUAAAAGGUUCGACGAUCCUGAUGAGGUGGUGGUGGUCGGGGAGGUCAGCCCUAAUAAGAAAUCAAACUCAUGGAACUCAUCGGUGAGGAAGGUUGUUAAUGAGAAUGAUGAUGAUUGUGUCGUUUUGGAAGGUGAUCCUAAUAAGGCGUUGUCCAAUGUUAAUGAUCCCCAAGAGGAUUCCGAUGAGUUGCUUAUUGUAGGCCAAAAAGGGCAGAUUGCAUGCAGAGAUUUCCCCCAUCCACGGCAUGAUUGUGCUAAAUUUCCUUUCAGUUCAACCUCUCAUGAGCAGCACUGUGAACUGUGCCAUUGCUUUGUUUGUGACAUGCGAGCACCGUGUUGUUAUUGGGGCUCAGGUGUCUCUAAUGUUGAUCAUUGUCAUGCCACUAAUAAAGAGGAGAUAUGGAAGACUCUGCGGAAGAAUUUCAGGCUUGAGAGAAAUGUUCCCAUUCCAGUUGCAAAAGCUCCUGUAACUUCUCAAUCUACAGCAGUGCCUCAACUUAACCAAGUUCCACGUCAUGACAUUAUUCAGUUGACAAUGCAAAAUCAAGUUUCUGGGCUAACUCCAACUCAAGCUACUGGGAACUGCAGACCUCAAAAAAAUCAUGUCCCAAGGCCAUCCAUAAUUCCUGCAUCUCCAUCCUCCACCAGAUUUGGGAUUCCAUAUAACCCAAGUGUGGGUAGCAGACAUGUUCUAAGUAAAAGCACAAUUCAGCCACGUUCAGUUUCACCACAGUUGCUAGGUGUGCGUGAUACUGUAAUUCGAAGGGAUCGAGGCAUUAAGGUUAGCCACUUGGGUUCCCAAUUUGUCCCAUCCAACACAAUAUCCAAAAGACUUGACACUGAAGUUGCGUCUGCAAUAAACCGAGCUGCAUAUGCUCCAUCAGAAAACAUUACUUCUUCUCAUGCAUCGCAGAAUCAACAAAAUCCUGCUUCAGUUACAAUAUCAAAUGAAAGGAAUCUGGAUUCCAUUGGCUGGACAAACAUUUGUUCUGGCACAAACUUGGGAACGUAUGCACAUCAGAGCUCCUCACAGCCUAGUAUGGGCAGUUUCUUUACAAACUUAGCAUCCUCCCAAUCCUCGGUUUACAGUCAGCCUGUUCCUCAAUCAAAUGUACACCAAGAUACCAAUCACCUUCAGAAUCAAAAUCAACCUGCAACAAAUUAUGGUUUUUCAGAUUUUGACUUAAAUUGGGUCAACAACAUCAGUCAAAGCAAUCAACAAUCUUCUGUUGAUAAUUUACAGCUUCAAUUCCGAGGGUCCUCACAUGUGAAAGAACCAUUCAAGGACGUAAAUGAGCAAGAUAAAUCAUAUUACGAGUUUGAGAGCUUCCUUUUUGAUAACCAGUACGAUCCUGAAAAUUCCCUUACUGCAGAACUUAAUCCACUGUCUCCUGAUCAUAUAUCUAUUGAUACUGGUAUGCUUUGCUUUGAUAUUGACACCUCUUGGGAUUGCCUAACUCGUGCAUAGCUGAUUAGCAUUGCUUGAGCAUCCUAGGGAAGUAAACUCCGUCCUUGUGCAAUGCACCUUGAAAGAGAAGCAAGGGAUGGCAUGCUAUUUGGUAGUAUUGGUUUUGAAACUGUACCAUAGAAGCUUUGAUGGUGUACAAUCGUAUAAAAAGCGACAGGGGCUGAGUGAUGUUGUACAGAAGCGAGUUGUAACCCAAUUUUCAAUAUUUAUGAAUCCAAAAGCAUCAAAUAAUUGCAGGUUUGCAGUUGUACAAGCAAGUUACAAUUUACAUGAUGUGUCAGGUGACCAAAAACAAGGACAGAUGGUGUUUUACUUUUUAAUGCUGUCCUUCCAGCAAACAGCAGAAGAGUGAUAACAAUAAAAUGGCGCAAUAGAUGGAAACAGGCUCAGAACCAAAAGAGAAAGUGAGACGGCUGACCUCUAAGCCAUUUCUGCCCUCAAAGAAUCAGCUGCUUUGGAACUCAAGGAGAAAGGCAGCGAGAUUGUGAAAAAGGGCAAAAAGCAUUACCCAGAAGCCAUAGACUGUUACAGUAGAGCCAUCAACCAGAAAGUUCUAAAUGAUGAAGGCAUAUUACUGAGCUGUCAAAGUGUGUCUGUCAUUGCUUUUAAUACCCAUGGAGCUAUUGAAUUCUACUAUGAGGCUGGUUCUGGGGUUUUUGUCUGUCUAAGGCCAAAAUUCUCCAUUAUCUCCUAGAAGGAACUGCAGCUUCCAAUGUGGAAAGCAUUGGAAAGGAAGAGAAGGAUGCAGCUGAUGGUUUUCUUUACAGCAAUUCUGCAGAGCUGAAAAAUGGACACCUCCAGUUUGGGUUAAAGGCACCCGCAUGCUAGACAGCUAGUGAGUGGUUUUUAUUGCAUCUUAGAAGAGUUAAAGCAAGCAGUUGAAAUCAGCAAAGACAAGGUUGUGGUAUUAUUUUCCAAAGGCUUUUCAUGUAUUGGAUAGUAGGCAUUUCAUUGUUGUUGAAACAACAAAGACAAACUGGAAGAAAAUAGAAAGGAAGUAGUUUCUUUUACAGCUUUAAUAACUUGAAUGAUAAAGUCUAUUUGCUUUAGCACUUGCAAAAUUUCUGUGACUAACUUUUGAGUUGUACUAUCCUAAUUGCAUCAGUGGUUUAUCUGUUAAGCAUGUGAACGGCUGUCAAAUAUUCAAACUCUUGUUGCUCAAGGUUAGCCCAAAAAGAAAGAAAAAAAAGCAAGGCAGAUCAAACAAGUUCAAGUAACUGAGUUUUUCUUUUUUUUGGAUUUAACCAUCGAAAAAUCUCGCGUUUUUUCAUUUGAAAAAAGUUGUUAAGAUUAAAAUCUAGUUAGCUUACCGUACUUCCUAUCCAGAAGGAAAUUCUGUUAAAGGUUCUGUUGAGUCUUGUAUUCUAUUUUGAACUCUCUUUGGAAUCUCCUAGCCAUGAGGAGUCUGCUGAGUUAUGUACACCUUUAAACUUCAAUAAAAAAAUGGGAACCCCACACAGCUAUACUGCCAGUCCUGAGUCGACAACUUCUCCAAAUCCUCACUUUCGUUUCCUC
Molecule: messenger RNA, 3512 nt
Organism: Durio zibethinus
Lineage: Eukaryota; Viridiplantae; Streptophyta; Magnoliopsida; Malvales; Malvaceae
Source: RefSeq, a predicted model, not a curated record